Molecule: messenger RNA, 1881 nt
Organism: Babesia bigemina
Lineage: Eukaryota; Apicomplexa; Aconoidasida; Piroplasmida; Babesiidae
Exons: 7
Coding region: 1-1881 (626 amino acids)
Molecular function (GO): calcium ion binding
Source: RefSeq, a predicted model, not a curated record
AUGGCGUCUUUUCUCCGCAUAACUGCGCCCCGUUGGGCCGAGCGAGCGCUCUCGCGGCGGGUGUUCCGCAGCGCGGACGACUGCUACAGCCUUCUAUCGCCGGGCUCCUGCGUCGAGACCCAUGAGCUGUACGACGCGCUCAAGUUCCUCGCCAGCGGCGUCUCAGAGCGCCGCAGCGCCCUGUCUGACGACCGUUUCGGCGAGAUUCUGUGCCAGGUCGAGAGCCGGCUGCCCAGCCUGAACUCAUCGUACAUGGGCAACUUCGCGCUGCGUGUUGCGGCGAUAGUGCAGUCGUCCGGCAGCUCGGCGCCUGGCACCGGGCCGGCCAAUGCCGAGCGCGGCCGGUCGCUGUUGUCCAAGAUCGCCGCCACCAUGGUUGAGAAGGGCGGCCAGCCCCGGGAACUGGCGCAGGUGGCCUACGCCGCUGCCGCCACGGGGGCCGACUCGGAGUCCAUUUUCGAGUACUCCAAGCAGCAGCUGACUGUGGAGAUCGACUCUGCGACGCCUGACGCGCUUAACCUGGCGCUGCAGACCGCCUACAAGCGAGGCUCCCGCGACAAGAUCUACUACGCGCUGCUGUGCGAGAAGUUGUGCGAGCUGACGGACAGGUUCACCGCCAACGACGUGAUGCAUACGUUGCGAGCGCUCGCUAAGACUGGGCUGCUGAAGGGGUUCUUGCUUCGGCGCCUGUCGACCCUGAUCAUGGACAACCUCGACCAGUUUAGCGCCGCGCAGCUUGCGGAGGCCUGCUACAGACUGAGCCAGCUGAAGUUCCUGACCCCCGCGAACUUCUCGAGGGUAUUUGCCGCCAUUGAGCCGGACCUCAAUUCGCUGGCCGACCACCUUCGCCUGCAGCUGCUCGCUGCGGGCUGCCUUUCCGAGCGCGAGGACCGCAGCGCCCUUGAGCGGCUGCUGGACUCUCUGGAGUACAAGAGCAACUGGGAUUUAUCGGGCUGCGUCGACUUCGCGUACUCGAGCGCGUACCUGCGUCGUUACGGCGAGCAGCUGCCUCACGUGCUCACUGCGAUAUCGGAGCGCCAGCCAACCCUCACCAGGAAAUACGCGCUGUUGUUGAAGGAGGCGGUGGAUUCGUUCGAGGUGGAGAAGGUGCCCGUCACUUUCGAUUUGGGCCCUCGGUGGCGUGACGUCCUCACCACGUUCGAAAAGACCGAAAGCGAGUUGACCCAGGGUACCCCUGCAUUCCAGGAGGUGCGCAAGAUCCUUCAGGGUGCGUCCAGCAACUUCGCGGAAAGCCAGACAGUUGGCCCGUUCACGGUCCCCUUUUUGGAUUCCGAGCGCAAAUUCGCCAUACUGAUCGAGUUCGCCAGCAACAUGAGCAACCUCCGUGUGAAGAUGAGGUGCCUGGAGGCGUUGGGCCACCGCGUCGGCGUGGUGAGGUAUUGGGAGUGGCGCCGCCUGAAGACCGAACGCCAAGAGCUCGAGUACGCGUUUCGGCUCUUCGACAGCCGCCGCAAGGGCAGUCUGACGUUCCUGGAACUGAAGUCGCUGCUCUCCUCGAUCGGCAUAUCGCUGACCCGUAACGAGCUGUCUUAUCUCCAGAUGGGUACGUUUACGCCAGCUAAGUGCGCUAAUGGGCGAUGUGUAGAGGAGGACAUUCGCGGCGGCUUCAUUUUGGAGGACCUGUAUGCGCUCGCCACGUCGGUCUACACCGACGGCGUCAUCCGCCAGCGGCUCGCGCAGUCCCUCCAAGCGCACUUCCCCAAGCAGGAGAAGGUCAGUCGCAAGGACCUCGAGUCGCUGCUAUACAAGCUGGGCCGCCGCCUCCUGGUUGACCCCGCCGAAAUAGACGCCUGCUUGAACGUUUACUGCUCCGGCGGCAACGGCGACCAGAUAUCGAUUUCGAAUUUCAUAGACAUGUAG